AUGAACGCAAGCUUGUUUAAAUCUUCUCUUCGUUUAGGAUAUAUGAAGCCCUUGUUACCACGAUCUAGCACUAUCAUUGUUCCAUCCAUAAUGACACGAACAUCUCUAUUUAGAAAGGCUCUAUCUAGUAGAACGAGGUUAUACACUAACGGCGCAGGUGCAGCGUCAGGAAAGAGCGAUGCCAAGACUGGUAAUAAGCACAAACCGUUAUGGCCACAGGUUAAGUCUGCUUCUACAUUUACUUUCUCAGGCAUACUUGUGAUAGGCGCUGUUGGUAUAUCCACUAUUGUUAUUUAUUUAAUUCUUUCAGAACUAUUUUCGCCUUCAGGUGACACACAACUUUUCAAUAGAGCCGUUACAAUGGUAGAGAAGAACAAAGACGUAAGAAAUUUAUUACAAUGCAAUGACGGUAUUACGGGAAAAGAAAGAUUGAAGGCAUACGGUGAACUUAUAACAAACGAUAAAUGGACAAGAAACAGACCUAUCGUAUCCACGAAGAAAAUGGAUAAGGAGGGGAGAACACAUCAUUAUAUGAGAUUUCACAUUGAAUCUAAAAAGAAAUUGGCACUGGUUCAUCUAGAGGCUAAAGAAUCUAAAAAAAAUUACCAACCUGAUUUCAUUAAUAUGUAUGUAGACGUUCCUGGUGAGAAGCGUUACUAUUUGAUUAAACCAAAAUUGAAUUCAGUUCCUAGUUCUAAGGGCUUUUUGGGAAUAAGAUGGGGUCCCAGAAAAGAUUAA
Messenger RNA from Saccharomyces eubayanus, 738 nucleotides. RefSeq names its product Tim21p (gene TIM21). The transcript has a single exon. Gene Ontology annotation, biological process: protein import into mitochondrial matrix. Gene Ontology annotation, cellular component: TIM23 mitochondrial import inner membrane translocase complex. Lineage: Eukaryota; Fungi; Ascomycota; Saccharomycetes; Saccharomycetales; Saccharomycetaceae. Bases 1 to 738 code for a protein of 245 amino acids. The record is from RefSeq and is a predicted model, not a curated record.